Jaculus jaculus (lesser Egyptian jerboa) is the source of this 423-nucleotide messenger RNA. RefSeq names its product acyl-coenzyme A thioesterase 13-like. Lineage: Eukaryota; Metazoa; Chordata; Mammalia; Rodentia; Dipodidae. Gene Ontology annotation, molecular function: fatty acyl-CoA hydrolase activity. The transcript has a single exon. Bases 1 to 423 code for a protein of 140 amino acids. The record is from RefSeq and is a predicted model, not a curated record.
AUGAACGGCCUCACCCAGACAUUGUGGGCAGUCAUGAAGACCUUCGCCCAAGCUGGCGGUUUUGAUAGAGUUUUGGGAAAGGUGACUGUUGUCUCUGCUGCUCCCGGGAAAGUGACUUGUGAAAUGAAGGUGGAAGAACAGCCCAUGAAUAAACUGGGCACCCUCCACGGUGGCAUGACUGCCACCCUCAUAGACUGCAUAUCAACAGUGGCUCUGUUAUGCUUGGAAAGCGGGGCGCCUGGAGUCAGUGUGGACAUGAACAUAAAGCAUCUGUCACCUGCCAAGAUCAGAGAGGAGGUAGUGAUUACAGCACACAUUCUGAAGCAGGGAAGAACGCUGGCUUUUGCCUCUGUGGAUCUGACCAAGAAGGCCACAGGAAAACUAACAGCACAAGGGAGACACACAAAACACCCGGGAAACUGA